UAAGCGUGUUAAUAACUUUUUUUAAUUCAAAUUAUGUUUUUUUUUUUUAAUUAAAAAAAAACGGUAUCACGUAAUUUCGAAAUGAAUGCAGACAAAGCGAUUGAAUUUGGAAAAUAAUUUCUUUCACCCGGUAGACUCGAUUGGAAAAAAGAAAAUUCGUACUUUGAUUACACGCGAUAUCGUUCAGCAUCCUUUUUAUAAAAGUUAUCUCCGACGCUACCAUCAGCCAUAGAUUUACAUGUACUUGCAAAUAUUGACACGAUAAGACGAAGUUACGUUGUGACGUCUUGCCGUAGGCUUUCUCAAGUUGCGCAAUCGCUAUACGAACGACUGGAUCCCGGCCGUCUUUUGAUUAUUCAAUUACAGGGAAUUUCGUGCCUUUCUCUGGUAUUGUAAAACAGUUUGCUCUGUAUGGUGCGCAAUGGCGAUAGCGCGGGGCAAAUGUUUUUACGUGAUUUGUAGAAUCCCAUAACAGUGGGAAAGGCACGACAGAAACAGUGCAGCUCGAUUGUGAAUGCAUAUGAAUAUUUUAUGGUCCUGGCAUUGACUCGCUGCCGGUAUAUCUUGUGCACCCGUUAAAUAUUAUUCGCUGCUUUAUCGAUCCAGCACAAGUUCCUAUAGCCCGGACACGAACCCUUCUGUAUUACCAUUUCCAGUUCCCAAUGGUAGAAGAGGAGUCAUCCAAAGUUUUACUGACACGUGUGUUGACUUUAGUUAAAAAUAAGUUAUUUUUCGAUUCACAUUUCAGAUUUAAUUAAUUGAAGGUCACGAGAGCACGUGGUGUGACUGAUAAAUAUUUUUUAUAUCAGAUACCUGUCUGCUGAUAUUGUUUCCAAGUUUGAGUCUGUCGACACUCUUAUCGGAUUACAAUGUAUUAUAUGAUUGUAUCGAUUUUCUAUGUUUAUUCAAUAAUGCCCAUGUGUUCGAUAGGAUAGGAAUUUUUGACGCCGAUCGCGUUAUAAAUUUGAGAAUGAAAAUUUUUAUUACAUUUUUUAUUUUAGAUUCGUCUAUUCGAACGAAUAUCAAAUUGAUCAGGUAUGGCCUUUGAAGCGAGUUUUUAAAUAACAAUUCUUUUCCUUUUUUUUUUUUAGGUCGCACGGAGAAACGUAUGUUGACUCAAUGCGAUUGAUCUUUGGUAAAUAUAGCUGACUGUUUGCCUUAUUUAUGAUAUGAUCGAUUUUUAAAUCGAUGCGACGCGUCUAAUGAGAUGUGAAGAAUGACUGGUUCUAAUUUAUUACUCGAAGGAUUAUCGACGAGCUUAUCGAACGAUCCAUCUUUCCUUUCACCCAGGACAAGCGAAAGUCAUCAACCCCAACCUCGUCGUUUCCAUAGAACCAAUUGCAACUGACAGCCAAAAGAUUUUCGAGACAAUGAAAAUUAUCAAGUGAAAUCCCAGCGAAUACUUAGGUGCAUAAGGAAAACUUCAACGAAUGCAAAUGCCUUUCAUGCACAUUGAUCGUCGCCGUUGAAAUUCUGUCGAUAAAAAUGUCAGAAUUCUCAUUGCCAGAAUUCCUAGUGAUAUGCGGCAGCGUUCUUCUCAUUGCGCUGCUCCUGACCGAAAUGGUGGAUUGGAGCCAAUUAUUCUUAUCAGCGAACAAUCAUCGUCCAUCGGGUGAUCAUAUCCUACCAUUUGGUUAUGCCAGUCACAAUGGACCUCAUACUUGGAAAAAGACUUAUCCCCAUAGCGGAGGCUCCAACCAAUCUCCAAUUAACAUCACAAGUCGAUCCGCUAUAGUGGUGCAGCUUAGUGAACCCCUCAAAUGGAGCGGCUAUCGCACGCAGCCUGUGUUCAUGACAAUGGCAAACGAUGGAAAUAGCGUGUCGGUUUGCGGAUUUUGGCCACGUGGUAUACAGCCAUGCAUUCAGGGAGGAUCUUUGUGCAGUGCCUAUGACUGUCACUCAAUGGUUUUCCAUUGGGGACCAUCUGAUAACGAGGGCAGCGAACACACCAUAGAUUACGUGAGGUAUCCCAUGGAAAUGCAAAUGGUGCAUCUGAGACGUGGCGUAAAUGAAAACCGUACGAAUAUCAUGGAUACGAGGGAAAGUAUUUUGAUAAUUUCAUACUUCUUUGAAAUUACCAAUGUCGACAAUCCGUAUCUGGACCACGUGAUAACAAAUUUAUGGCGGGUCACUAAUCCUGGAACCAGGGUGUAUAUACCGCCAUUUCCACUGGAAUGGAUAUUUCCGCCAUUCGAGAAAAAUUACUAUAGUUACAGUGGCUCUCUGACGCAGCCACCCUGUAGCGAAGUUGUUAUCUGGAUAAUCCAACCAGAAACGAUAGCGGUUUCCUCCAGUCAGGUUGCUCAAUUUCGGAAGAUCUGUUCGACGGAUGGGCCUAUGCGACUGAAUUCGAGACCAGUACAAAAAUUGAAUGACCGUGAUGUAUAUUUUCACGAUUAAGAGUGUACUGAUGAUAAAAUCGUUGUAGACGAUGGAAAUUCAAGAAUCGUCGUAUUGCUGUAUUGUUAUCUAUAAUUUUUAAUAUUUCGAUCACUAUAAUUAGUCAGUUUACUGGAAUACCUCGUGAUCGUUUUUAUACCUUGCUCAAAGGAUGUUUAUACUGUUUAUACUAAAGAUUUUAUGUUUAUUGAUUUAUGAUAUAUAAAUUCUAAUGUGAAUGGGUACUGUCCGUUUAUUAUAAGGAAUACGAAAUAAUGGAACAUUAAUUACUUGGCUUAUGUGUGUUAUUAAUAUUCUCAGGAGAUAUUCUUCCAUAUUAUAUGCAAUUUAUACAACCAUGAAAUUGUUCUACAGGGAAUAUAAAUUUCCAAGAGUUAAUUAUAGUUAGCAUGACCAGACGAAAAUGUAAUUUGCGAUUGCACCAUCUGUCGUUGAUGGACACAACCAAAACGUAACUAAACUUUAUAAUUCUGUUUGCAGUGUCAAUAAAAUUAUAACGUAAUAUAUUUAAGGUGACAAACA
Molecule: messenger RNA, 2922 nt
Organism: Cephus cinctus (wheat stem sawfly)
Lineage: Eukaryota; Metazoa; Arthropoda; Insecta; Hymenoptera; Cephidae
Product: carbonic anhydrase 1
Exons: 6
Coding region: 1486-2400 (304 amino acids)
Cellular component (GO): cytoplasm
Molecular function (GO): zinc ion binding; carbonate dehydratase activity
Source: RefSeq, a predicted model, not a curated record